AUUCAGUCAAGCCACACCCAUCUUUCAAUACACAAGCCUGGCUCCUGAUUGAUUAAUCCAUUAUCAGAAGUAUACUUUUUUUUCAAUGAAUGGGCAAACAAGCUUGAACGAAGAAGAAUGGAGAAGUUCAUGUUACUGUGAAUAAUAUUCAUGGGAAAUUGGUUCGAUUCAGUUCGUGGGCUUUGGUCAAAAGCAGCUCGACGGUGCAGCCAAUAUUUCUUAGAGACUCCGGGGAAGAGAUGGGCCUCCGCCGCCCUUCUCGUCUUCUCCAUCGUCCUCCUCACCAGCAGCUUCAUCUAUUGGACUGAUGUUCGUGCUAUAACUGGAACUUUCUUCUUCAAGACGUCUACUUCCAGCAGCAGGACUCCUCCCAAUAAGCCGCCGGUCAAAGUCGAGUACCCACUCAAGUGUAUCAACGAGGCCUUAACCUUAACGUGCCCAGCCAACUACCCCGUGAACUAUGAGAGCAAGGCGUCCACAUGGGCUGUGGCGUGCCCAGAGUACUUCCGGUGGAUCCGCGAAGAUCUACGGCCGUGGAGGGACACGGGAAUCACGAGGCAGAUGGUGGAAAGAGGAAACAAAUAUGGAGAUUUAAGGCUCGUGAUCGUCAAGGGGAAGGCCUACGUUAAGAUGUAUAGGAAGGCUUUUCAAACAAGGGACGUGUUUACAGUAUGGGGGAUUUUGCAGCUUCUGAGGCUGUACCCUGGGAAAGUACCGGACCUGGAGCUCUUGUUUGCGUGCGGUGACAGGCCUGUGAUAAAAAAACGUGACUACCAUGCCACGUACGCGCCGCCGGUGUUUCAUUAUUGCGUAGACGAUGAAUCACUGGACAUUCCCUUCCCUGAUUGGUCCUUCUGGGGUUGGGGUGAGAUAAAUAUAAGGCCAUGGGGUACGAUGUUGUGGGGUCUAAGGGAAGCGAACAAGAGGAUAAGGUGGAAGGACAGAAAACCCUAUGCUUUCUGGAAAGGGAACCCAUCUACCUCCGGGAGAAGAGCUGACCUUAUGAAAUGCAAUGUCUCCGGCGAACAAGAUUGGAAUGCUCGGGUAUAUGCGCAGGAUUGGCAAAAAGAAACUGAACAAGGAUUCAAGCAGUCACAUCUAGAAGAUCAAUGCACCCACAGGUAUAAAAUAUUCAUAGAAGGAGUAGCAUGGUCAGUGAGUGAUAAGUACAUUUUGGGUUGUGAUUCCAUGACAUUGCUAGUGAAGCCCAAGUAUUUUGACUUCUUCACAAGAAGCUUGGUGGCAAAGCAACACUACUGGCCCAUCAGCCCCUCAAAUCUGUGCAGGGAUAUUAAGUCUGCCGUCGAAUGGGGCAAUAAUAACACUAACAAGGCACAAGCAAUUGGAGAAGCGGCAAGCAAAUUCAUUCAAGAGGAUUUGAAGAUGGAGUUUGUGUACGAUUACACAUAUCACUUGUUAAGAGAAUACGCAAAGCUGAUGAGAUUUACACCAACAAUUCCUCCAGGAGCGGUGGAGGUUUGUUCAGAGACAAUGGCAUGUCCUCAGAAUGGUCCGUGGAGGCAGUUCAUGAUGGAAUCCAUGGUGAUGUCCCCCAAGGAUACACUCCCAUGUACAAUGCCCUCCUCCUCAUCCUCCUCCCCAUGAUGUUUACAGCUCUAGCUAGAAACCACCAUAAAAAGAAAAGGUAGUAAAGUGGAGAUAGUUGACACAAUAAUUUAUUAGGAGUGCCAACGUACGAAAACACAUCUAAUAAUGUUACUUGAAGACCCCCGAAAAAAGAUAUAUUUGUUGAUUUUGGUUUGAAUAAAGAAUUCCAGAUGAUAUUUACGAUCGA
Messenger RNA from Corylus avellana, 1795 nucleotides. RefSeq lists its product as uncharacterized. The record is from RefSeq and is a predicted model, not a curated record. Lineage: Eukaryota; Viridiplantae; Streptophyta; Magnoliopsida; Fagales; Betulaceae.